AUGGCUGUGGCAGACCAGCCUUCGGGCUUGAUGGAUAUUGCAAGCUCUCUCACGCAGGAUGAGAUCCCAUUCAAACUCCGAUGCGCCAUCUGCAACAAACUCGCCAUAAACGCCUUUCGCUUGCCAUGCUGUGAUCAGGCUAUCUGCGAGAAUUGCCAGGCGUCACUCCCCGAGACCUGUCCCGUUUGUGCACAUACCCCCAUCUCGCCGGACUUAUGCAAACCGAAUAAAGCGCUUCGGACCACCCUCAAGGCUUUCCUCCGAACGGAGGAGAAGAAGCGCGAAAAGGAGCGACAGUCCGCGACCCCCGCAAUCUCGGCUAGUGUGGCUACGGAUGCGACCCCCGCACCACCACAAGAGACAUCUGCCGCUCCCGAUACCGCUGCUGGUGAACCAGUCGAAGAGACGCUAGAGAACAAACCCCUCGCUACCGAUGCUCUACAUGAGGAACCUGCGACUGCAGUUACCGGCGACGAACCCUCAGGAACUGUGGUUGAGGAUGUGGUGGAAAAGCCACAGGAAUCAUUAGCUGAGAUUCGUGUUGAAACCGAACAAGCUGAAGACGGUCCGGGCGAAACGGUCGAGAAUGCCGUGAUGGCGGAGGGAGACGGCCCCGUCGACGGGAAUACGACCCAGGACUCCCAGUCAGCCCAAGUGACAGAACAACAGGAAAUGGAAGAAGGCCAAGGACCGGCUCAGAUGCUCCCCAACUCGAUGGGGCUGAACAUGGGCCCGGGCGCGUUCCCCAACAUGGCAUGGAAUAACGGCAGCGGCGAUUUCAACCCGAUGGCUCAAUUCAUGGCUAAUGGGAUGUUCAACUUCCAGAACCAGAUGGGCAUGCCUGGUAUGGCGAUGGACCCAAUGGCCGUGAAUCAGGGUAUGUUUGGAGGCUAUGGAAUGAAUAUGAAUGGCAUGAACAGUGGCAUGAAUAUGGGAAUGAAUUUCGACGCUAGUCAAGGGAUGUACGGGGGAUGGGACGGCUCUCAGAACAAUAUGUGGAAUGGAGGCCAAGAUAAAUUCAAUCCAAAUGCUUUCGCAAAUGGUAUGGGCCCGCAGUAUGGGGGCCCUUCUGGAUUUGGCGGAUAUAAUAUGUCUCAACCCAACGGAAUCCAUGCUCAAAUGCAGCAACAACAGUUCCCUAGCCAAGACUUUCAGAACGGGUACUAUGGCGCCGGUUAUGGCAGAGGCAAUUUCCGGGGCCGCGGCCGUGGGUUUGUUCCUGGUGGCCGAGGCCGUGGCGGUUUCGCCGGGCAUAUGCAAGCUAAUUACCUUCCUAAUGCUAACUAUACAGCGUUCAACGCUUCUAAUCCCUCCGAGUUUAACGGAGACAUACCGAUCCAGUCACAGGAAGUCCCGCCUGACGCACCAUCGCAGAAUGACCCCAAUGCCCCACAGAACCGGGACGGCGAUGGGGACGAUGUCCCCGGUGAUGACCAAGUGAACUUGACUCAGGACGCAUCGACAGAAGUGGCGGCUCAAGGGGGAGGAGGUGACAAAGCCACUGAAGUCACGCCUGCAGAGGGGGCCUCCGCCGAAGAACAGCCCGGCGACGAAGAGCCCCAGUUGCGCGGAAUCCCUACGAUCGAUAGUCUCGAGCAGCACAACGCCUAUCCCAUGAUGCCGAACGGUCCUAUGGGUAUGCCGGGCCACAUGAGCAUGGGGUUUGGCAGAGGGUACAUGCGGGGGCCCUAUCCUGGAGGUCGGGGAGGUGGCUUUGGCGGCUCACCGUUCAUGGCAGGAAACAUGCAGCAGGAACCGCGUGGUCAAGGUGUUGAAGGUGCCCCGGCCGCGCCCAGGGCUAUGAGGGAGGGUCUUCCCAAUACCAGUGUGCUUCGACAGCGCAAUUUCUACGGGCAAGGACGGCCUUCCGCUACAUCCUUGAGACCGGACCAGUCCCAGAGUGCAACACCGGCACCACCGCAGGAAGAUGCACAGGCACGGUCCAGAUCGAAAUCGAGGUCGAGGUCCGCUUCGAGAGCUGGUUCUACAUCGAGACCUCGGAGCCGAGCUCCAUCCGCUGCCCGCUCCGAUGCCGACGGCCGUCGUGCCGCACGUCAGCGUUCACCCAUCGCCGAUGAUGCAAAUGGUGAUUCGGAGCGCAGACGCGACAGACCCAGACGACCCCGCCGGGACGACAAAUAUGAUGAGCGACCUGCCGAAGAUGAGCGUCGGUCUCGCUCCCCGUCCCGUGAUUCCAAAAGAUCAUCUCACCGACGGGACAAGGAUCGGGACAGGCGAGACGCACGGCGAUCGCAUCGCUCGCGUCGUCUACGAAGCCGCAGCCGCAGUCGCAGUCGCAGUCGCAGCCCCAACCAGAGCCCCAGCCGCAACGGCGACUCGCACGAUGUCGAUCGUCUCCCCCGAAUCCCCGAGGAACCCGCCUCCCGGUCAGAGAGUCGAGCAUCCGCAUCGAGGAAAGAACGCUCCAGUCGACGCGAAGAAGACCGCGAGCGAGACAGAGACUCCAGACGUCGUGAUCGCGAUCGUGACCGUGCCCGUGAUCGCGACAGAGACAGGGACCGAGACAGGGACCGGGACAGGGACAGGGACAGGGACCGCGCACGCGACCGUGACCGAUACCGCGAGCGCGAGCGCGAGAAAGACCGAGACCGUCGGGACCGGGAUCGCGACCGAAAACGAUCCCGGCGCGAGCGAACCGACUCCCCCGCCGACAGCGAGUAUUCCUCGCAGCACCACUCACGCCGCCUCAAGCGCGACCGUGACGACGACGUCCGCAAUGGCGGCGACCGGGACCGUCCGCGCGACAAGCCGCCCAAGCUCUCCGAGCCGGAGAAGGACCCACACACUCUGGAGCGGGAGGCGCGCAACCGUGAACGCAUGCUCAAGGAGCAGCAGCGCCGCGAGGCGAUGAACGCCGACUCCAAGUCCAGUCGACGGCGCGAAAGCCGUCAGGAGCGGACGCUGGCUGGCGGCCGACGGCUCAGCUACAAGUACGAAGACGAUGAGACGGAUUCGGCGCGUGCGGCGCGGGUGGAGAAAGAACGGGAGGCGAGCCGGUGGGCUUAA
Messenger RNA from Aspergillus clavatus NRRL 1, 3027 nucleotides. RefSeq lists its product as uncharacterized. The transcript is spliced from 6 exons. Bases 1 to 3027 code for a protein of 1008 amino acids. The record is from RefSeq and is a predicted model, not a curated record. Lineage: Eukaryota; Fungi; Ascomycota; Eurotiomycetes; Eurotiales; Aspergillaceae.